CCAUGCAGGAUUAGGCGUGCUGUCCUUGUCUCUCCUCCUUCUCCUGGGUAUAUAUAUGACCCCAUCCAUCGCCUAAGGUUCUGUACUUGGUCUUCGCAGUACAGACAAGCGCAAGAGCGGUUCGUCAAUUCGUCUUGCUGGAAGCAAAAGUUGAGUUAGAUCAGAUCGAUCAUGGGCGCCUUGGAUCACCUCUCCCGUCUCUGCAACUUGACACACACAAGGGAAGCCAUCAGGAUCAAGAAAAGGCGGCCACUGACGACGGUGAACAUCAAGGUGAAGCUGGACUGUGAUGGCUGCGAGAGGAGGGUCAGGAACGCCGUCAAAUCGAUUCGGGGUGUGACGACGGUGGUGGUGAAUCGCAAGAUCAACAAGGUGACGGUGACGGGGUACGUGGAGCCUCGCAAGGUGCUGGCGAGGGUGAAGCGCACCGGGAAGACGACGGCGGAUAUGUGGCCGUACGUGCCCUACUCGGUGGCCACCUACCCCUACGUUGGCGGCUCCUACGACAAGAAGGCGCCGGCGGGACUGGUCCGCAACGUGCCGCAGGCCAUGGCUGACCCGGCCGCGCCGGAGGUCAAGUACAUGAACAUGUUCAACGACGAGGACGUUAACGCUUGCACCGUCAUGUGAUUCCAUCAUCUUCACUCCAGCCACUCCAUGCCUAGAUUACUAGAGGUAUAUCGGUCUUCUCGCAGCGCGCGCUGGGGAAAAAUGGUACCAAGAUGAACUUGUGCAUGCAUGUACGGUGCUGAUGGGUGAUGUAUAGAGCCAUAAAUCAAAACGAUGCACAUGCUCAUCUA
Molecule: messenger RNA, 800 nt
Organism: Hordeum vulgare subsp. vulgare (domesticated barley)
Lineage: Eukaryota; Viridiplantae; Streptophyta; Magnoliopsida; Poales; Poaceae
Product: heavy metal-associated isoprenylated plant protein 20-like
Exons: 3
Coding region: 172-630 (152 amino acids)
Molecular function (GO): metal ion binding
Source: RefSeq, a predicted model, not a curated record